CAGACUCAGAGCUUUUCCGGAAGAGGUCAGAGUAGGGUGCAGUCGUGAGGUUUCACAGCAUCACAGCACGGAUGGGUGCUUGGCUUUCCCAGGCAGCACAGGUGCCUGCAUAACUGUUGCGGGGUUUGUGUGAAGUGCUGAUGGCAGGCGUAACAGAAAAGAAGUUACCAUGGACCAACUUUCCAGGAUUUCCUUGACACUGGACUGCAAACUGGGAAGAAGGCAGUGAGGACUGGCAUGCAGGCAGGCACCUUCAACUUUUGCACCCAAUCAGACGAUUUACCUUCAGGCUCCAAUCCUAAGUUUAGAGCAACCUCUGUGUUGGACUAGGUUCUUCAGCCAAGCAGAAAGCUUCUAAUGCAGCUUUAACUAAAGAUGACUUCCUUGUUCACUCAGGAAAUUCGCCUGUCUAAAAGACAUGAAGAAAUAGUAUUGCAAAGAUUAAAGUUACUUCAACAAAUGAAGAGUAAAUUUGGAGAUAAAAACAAGGAGAAGGCAUCUCAGAUUCAAGCAGCUGAGGCUGCAUUUAAAAGGAACCUCAGUCUUUUAAAGGACAUAGAAGGAGCAGAAAAGUUUCUACAGGCCCGGAUUCACCCAUUUCCACCACCUGAAGUGGUUUCUCUUGAGACUCUUUACUGGGCAUCAGUAGAAGAAUAUAUCCCCAAAUGGAAACAGUUUCUUUUAGGAAGAGUACCAUAUCCUAUUGGUGUUGAAAAUCAAAAUGAAGCAGAAAAUGAAGCAGAAGUUAAGGCACCGCAGUAACUUCUUCACAUACUGUUUUAAAAAACCUGCUUAGUAAAGCUGAAUAUUAAAAAAUAUGCAGGUCACUGCAGGAAUUGUAGAAAUCAAAUGUAUUCAUGUUGUCCCAUUAACUCCUCAAUUGACAAAGACAUGAGAAUCUCCUGGCAAGUCUUGGGUUACCCCUUAGAGACCUACUACUAUUUCAAGGUCAUGCAUUCGCUAUCAAAUUCAUGCAAGUAUUAACAACUAAUAUUGAAAAAAAACUUAUAUUGAAAGGUGUACUGCUUAUUCAAUAAAUUGCUAAAUGAA
This is a messenger RNA of Artibeus jamaicensis (Jamaican fruit-eating bat), 1050 nucleotides long. RefSeq names its product chromosome unknown C3orf14 homolog (gene CEP15). The record is from RefSeq and is a predicted model, not a curated record. Bases 376 to 762 code for a protein of 128 amino acids. Lineage: Eukaryota; Metazoa; Chordata; Mammalia; Chiroptera; Phyllostomidae. The transcript is spliced from 7 exons.